UUUUUUCGCCCGCCAUUCUCGUCAAAAGUCCACACAAGAUUGCCACAAGGAUUUUUGUUGAAUUUUAUUUUUUUUUUAUAUUUUGUGUAAAUUAUUUAUAAUUUUUACUAUUUUAUUUUAUUUGAAAUAAUAAGAAAAAUUGUUGUUUUAUUUGCUAAUAAAUUGAUUUAUAAUAAACUUACAAAAGAAUCAAGUUAUAUUUUCUAGAACAAAAAUUCAAGGACAAAAUGGAACCCAGCAGUCGCCAAAAUGCCUACAAAAAUAAUUCAAUUAAUAGCCAGGAAAUGCGAAUGCGCCGACACGAGGUCACAAUUGAACUUCGUAAAUCGAAAAAAGAAGAUCAAUUGUUUAAGAGGCGCAACAUCAACGAAGAUGAUGUUACUUCGCCGCUGAAAGAAGUCAAUGGACAAUCGCCGGUUCAAAUGUCCGUGGACGAGAUUGUUCAGUCUAUGAAUAGCACCGAUCCAGAUCGUCAAUUCAUGGGCACACAGGCUGCUCGCAAAAUGCUUAGUCGGGAACGUAAUCCACCAAUCGAUAUGAUGAUUGGACAUGGAAUUGUUCCAAUUUGUGUGAGAUUCUUGCAGAGAUCUGAAAAUUCCUUACUUCAAUUUGAAGCUGCAUGGGCAUUGACAAACAUCGCCUCAGGUACUGCGGAGCAGACAAGAUGUGUUAUCGAUGCCGAUGCUGUGCCUCAUUUCAUUGCCUUGUUGCAAUCGAAGAUGAUUUCGGUUGCGGAACAGUCUGUUUGGGCAUUGGGUAAUAUUGCCGGUGAUGGAGCAAAAGCCCGUGACAUUGUCCUCAGUCACAGAGUUGUCGAUGGUAUUCUUCAACUAAUCAAUGAGAAUACACCACUGUCGUUCUUACGAAACAUAGUUUGGUUAAUGUCGAAUUUGUGUCGGAAUAAGAAUCCUUCACCACCAUUUGAUGAGAUUAAACGUUUGUUGCCAGUAUUGUCGCAAUUGUUGUGCGGAAAUGAUGUUCAAGUGUUGGCUGAUGCAUGUUGGGCAUUAUCAUAUGUCACAGACGAUGAUAAUGUUAAAAUCCAAGCUGUCGUUGAAACAGGAGUUGUGCCACGAUUGGUGAAUCUUUUGGCUACAGAUGAACCAAGUAUUAUUGUUCCGGCAUUGCGCAGUGUGGGUAAUAUUGUCACUGGAACAGAUCAACAGACUGAUGCUGUAAUUGCUGCAGGUGGCUUACCAAAGUUAGGACUGCUUCUUCAACACUCGAAGCAUAAUAUUGUCAAAGAAGCUGCUUGGACUGUUAGUAACAUUACAGCUGGCAAUCAGAAACAAAUUCAAGCUGUUAUCGAUGCUGAAAUCUUUGUUCACAUUCGCAAGGUCAUGGAAAAAGGUGAUUUCAAAUCACAAAAAGAAGCCGCCUGGGCGGUUACAAAUACAACAACCAGUGGCACACCCGAACAAAUUAUCGAUCUAAUUGAAAAGUACCAAGUACUCAAACCCUACUGUGAUCUUUUGGAGAAUAAAGAUGCCCGUACUAUUAAAGUUGUCCUCACUGGACUCACAAAUCUAUUUGCUUUGGCAGAGAAACUCGGUGGAACUGAGAGUUUGUGUUUGACGAUAGAACAAAUGGGUGGUUUGGAUAAAUUGGAAAAUCUACAAACUCAUGAAAACGAAGAAGUCUAUAAGAAGGCGUAUGCUAUUGUCGAUUCGUACUUUAGCAAUGGCAAUGACAACGAGUCUGAAUUGGCUCCAAAGGAAUUGAAUGGUGCGCUCGACUUUAAUUCGUCAUCACAGCCAAAUGCACCAGAGGGCGGAUUUAAUUUUUAGGGUUUUCUCAUCCUUCUCAUUUGCCGGUUGUUAAUCAUAUAAUUAAUUCAUUCGUUUAUAUAUUUUUGAUGAUCAUUUAAUUUUUUUGUUUCGAUUGUACACAAUUGUUUACUCUUUUUUUACUAUUUCAUUUAUUUAAAUUUAAAACAAAAAAAAACAAAAUCACAAAUAAUGCAUGCUGCAUAUAUUAUUAUUCAUAAAAAUCAUGUUAUCAUAUAA
Molecule: messenger RNA, 2006 nt
Organism: Episyrphus balteatus (marmalade hoverfly)
Lineage: Eukaryota; Metazoa; Arthropoda; Insecta; Diptera; Syrphidae
Gene: Pen
Product: importin subunit alpha
Exons: 6
Coding region: 228-1787 (519 amino acids)
Biological process (GO): NLS-bearing protein import into nucleus
Cellular component (GO): cytoplasm; nucleus
Molecular function (GO): protein binding; nuclear import signal receptor activity
Source: RefSeq, a predicted model, not a curated record